This is a messenger RNA of Colletotrichum spaethianum, 1344 nucleotides long. RefSeq names its product exoglucanase 1. Gene Ontology annotation, biological process: carbohydrate metabolic process. Gene Ontology annotation, molecular function: hydrolase activity, hydrolyzing O-glycosyl compounds. NCBI's taxonomy places the organism in Eukaryota, Fungi, Ascomycota, Sordariomycetes, Glomerellales, Glomerellaceae. Bases 1 to 1344 code for a protein of 447 amino acids. The transcript is spliced from 5 exons. The record is from RefSeq and is a predicted model, not a curated record.
AUGCGUUCCUUCUCCGCCCUCCUGGCGGGCAUCACAGCUGUCUCGGCACAGCAGGUCGGCACCCAGCAGACCGAAACCCACCCCAAGUUGACUUGGCAAAAGUGCACCUCGUCCAGCUGCACCACUGUCAACGGCGAGGUCGUCAUCGACGCCAAUUGGCGCUGGCUCCACGAGACUACAGGCACCGCCAACUGCUACGACGGCAACAAGUGGACAGGCAAGUGCACCACUGCCACCGACUGCGCGUCCAAGUGUGCCCUCGAGGGCGCCGACUACGCUGGCACCUAUGGCGCUACCACCUCCGGCAACGCGCUCAGCCUCAAGUUCGUCACCCAGCACGCCUAUGGAAAGAACAUCGGCUCUCGUCUGUACCUCAUGAACAGCGUCUCAAAGUAUGAGAUGUUCACGUUGACAGGCAACGAGUUGGCGUUUGACGUUGACCUGUCACAACUUGAGUGUGGCCUCAAUGGUGCCUUGUACUUUGUCCAGAUGGACGAGGACGGUGGCAUGGCCAAGUACUCCACCAACAAGGCGGGUGCCAAGUACGGCACAGGGUACUGCGAUGCCCAGUGUGCUCGUGACCUCAAGUUUGUCGGAGGAAAGGCCAACGUCGAGGGCUGGGUUCCAUCGUCCAACGAUGCCAAUGCCGGUGUUGGCCCAUACGGUGCCUGCUGCGCCGAGAUGGACGUCUGGGAGUCGAACGCUCAUUCCUUUGCCGUCACCCCUCACCCAUGCCAGAACAACGCGUACCACGUCUGCGAGAAGUCGGGCUGCGGUGGAACCUACUCUGACGACCGUUUCGCUGGUGACUGCGAUGCUAACGGUUGUGAUUUUAAUCCCUACCGUAUGGGCGCCACCAGCUUCUACGGCAAGGGCAAGACGGUUGAUACCUCCAAGAAGUUUACCGUUGUCACUCAGUUCUCCAACAACAAGUUGCAGCAAUACUUUGUCCAGAACGGGGCCAAGAUCAACAUGCCCAACUCGACCAUCAGCGGUGUCUCGGGUAAUGCCGUGACCCCCGAGUUCUGCACCAGUCAGUUCAAGGUAUUUGGCGACCGCGACCGGUUCUCUGAGGUCGGCGGCUGGUCCAAGUUGAACUCGGCCUUCAGCGGAAAAUGGGUUCUUGUCAUGUCCCUCUGGGACGAUCACUACGCCAACAUGCUUUGGCUCGACUCUACCUAUCCUCCCGAGAAGGCCGGUCAGCUCGGAUCCGCUCGUGGCGACUGCCCUACCUCCUCCGGCGUUCCGGCCGAUGUUGAGUCCAGCUUAGCAAGCCCGUCUCUCAAGGCUACGGUUACGUACUCCAACAUUCGCUUCGGGCCCAUUGGUUCGACUGUCAAAUAA